Molecule: messenger RNA, 945 nt
Organism: Tripterygium wilfordii
Lineage: Eukaryota; Viridiplantae; Streptophyta; Magnoliopsida; Celastrales; Celastraceae
Product: osmotin-like protein
Exons: 1
Coding region: 65-805 (246 amino acids)
Biological process (GO): defense response
Cellular component (GO): extracellular region
Source: RefSeq, a predicted model, not a curated record
UCGAGUCUCAACUCCUAUUAAUAAAAGCCAUGAACGCUUGAUCUUCUCGCACACCCUCCACCAAAUGGCUUCUUCUUCCCUGCUUCUCACUUUUACUCUCCUUGCUCUGUGGCCACUCGGUCACGCUUCGCUCAUUCUAACACUCGUCAAUAACUGCCCCUACACGGUUUGGCCAGCAAUCCAGCCCAACGCGGGCCACCCGGUCAUUGAAAAGGGCGGAUUCGCUCUCUCCAGCCUGACCCACCGCUCCUUCCCCGCCCCGACCCAGCACUGGACGGGUCGGAUCUGGGCCCGUACAGCCUGUAACUAUGCCCAUGGCCACUUCUCCUGCGCCACAGGUGAUUGUGGCAACCGCCUCGAGUGUAAUGGCCUUGGUGGGGUCCCCCCAGCAACUCUCGUUCAGGUCAGUCUCCACCACGGCCACACCGACCUCUCCUCGUACGGCGUUAGCCUCGUGGACGGUUUUAACAUCCCCAUGACUGUGACUCCACACGAAGGAAAGGGUGUUUGUCCUGUUGUGGGAUGCAAGGCUAAUUUGCUUGCCACGUGUCCUGACAAAUUGAAGGUUCAGUCACCGCCGGGUCACGGGCCGGUUGUGGCGUGUAAGAGCGCGUGCGAGGCGUUUAAGACGGACGAGUUCUGCUGUAGGAAUCAUUACAAUAGCCCACAGACGUGUAGGGGUUCAACCUUCUCGGAGUUCUUCAAGCAUUCUUGUCCUGCCACGUUUACCUAUGCGCAUGAUACUCCAUCACUUAUGCAUGACUGUUCAUCUCCACGUGAGCUUAAGGUCAUAUUCUGUCACUAGACAUUCUCUCUGUUUAGUAGUUCAGAAAGUGUGUUAUGCUCUUCUUCUUUUCUUGAAAGGGUUGUAGUAGAAGUGAAGAAAAUGAAAAUCUGUAACCUUUAGAGUUAUAUUCUAUGAGUAUCCUGCGUUUUGUUAGUGUC